AUGAACAAACUCGCCCACGGGGGCUCCUACUCUGGUCGAGAGGACGACGAGGCGGCUAUACUCGCCUUCUGUAACAUUCAGAAGGCUGCCGCUCUACCGUACACGAGGCAGCAGGUGUCGGAGACACAAGAAGAGCCCGUGGCUGCGCUAGCUGCGGCCACCGAGAUGGAGGACAUCGACCUGGCUGAGGCGAUUGCCGAGUCAGAGCGCCGUCACACCGACCUUGACGCUGCCCGCGCGCCCAGAAAGCGCCGGGCUGUGACGCAUGACGAUUCAGACACUCCCUCUAAGACAUCUGAAGCAGCGAGGCCGCGGAAGAAGGCAGCCAGGGCCUCCCGCACCUCCACCACACAGUCUGGGAUGACUAUCGCGGGCUCCUCCCGGAGCACCGCCACGCAGAGAUCGACGAAGAAAACGCGGCGGCCCACUCGUUCACCUGCCGCCUCCCGGCAGCCGGACGAGGACGCAACCGACCCCGCUCCCACCGCCAACACGUUUGCGGGCGCCAGCGUCGAUGCGAUGGAGGAUGGCGCCGCGCCUCCGGCGCCGGCCCAAAAGAAGCCGCCGCCUAUCGUCAUCCAAUGGGCCGGCGAGUACAAGGAGUUCCAGCACAAACUGGAGAAGGUGGCCACGUCCGCCACUGUCAAGAACGCUGGCCGUGACCUCUACAAGGUCACAGUGUCGUCCAACGAGGAGCACCGCGCGGUGAUGGACGCCAUCUGCAAAGAUGGCCUCCCGUGCUACACGCACCCCUCCGAGUCAGCCUGGAGCAAAGCGGAAGUUGAGGAACCGCGGGAAGUCGAGAUCGUGAUGUCAGAGGGAGAGGACGUGCGACUCCGCGCUCGCGAGACUGGUACACGUGUGCCAGGAACGCCCGUGCCGGCCGGACGCGGUUCGGCGGGGAUUACUUCGUCGGCCGCCCCGCCAUCAGCCGGCACAUCUAUGACGACCCGACCCGGCGCGAGGGGAAGUAUUAGUACCCUCGCGUCGAAGCUGCCUCAGGACCACGAGAUGGAUUGCACUCCGGACCUGCCAGCUGAAGAUGAACCUGCCCAAGCCCCUGAAGCCUCGAGAGAUGGCAAAAUGCACAGAAGAGGAGACCGUAGCCUCUCUGCAGCCGGCCGAUGCGAACAAGGCAACACAGCUGCAUCUGAGUUCCAGCUACCGCCACGCAAAAAACAGGCACGGCUUCGUGGCCCGAGAGCUCGAUAUAUCCGUUACCAGACCCUACAAGGGACGGGGGUGACACUGGACGCCGCGAGCGUAGCAACGAGAAGAGCAACAGCGGCUGCUGAAUACGCCCGCUGA
Messenger RNA from Schistocerca americana (American grasshopper), 1308 nucleotides. RefSeq lists its product as uncharacterized. The transcript has 4 exons. The coding region runs from base 1 to 1308 and encodes 435 amino acids. NCBI's taxonomy places the organism in Eukaryota, Metazoa, Arthropoda, Insecta, Orthoptera, Acrididae. The record is from RefSeq and is a predicted model, not a curated record.